Messenger RNA from Macrosteles quadrilineatus (aster leafhopper), 2424 nucleotides. RefSeq lists its product as uncharacterized. The coding region runs from base 667 to 1767 and encodes 366 amino acids. The transcript has 6 exons. Lineage: Eukaryota; Metazoa; Arthropoda; Insecta; Hemiptera; Cicadellidae. The record is from RefSeq and is a predicted model, not a curated record.
GUGAUCUCUUACAUUUUUCGUUUGUUUGCUGUUUGUGUGGUGUGGUUUAUUGGAUAAUCAAUUUAAAUGUGAUUUAGGAGUAACUUACUAUUGAGGCUAUGUGCUUUAUGCUUUACAUGUUUUAUCAGUCUGUAAUUUUAAUUGUGACAACAAUAUUUUCUAUUCUCUCUGCAAAUUGACGAGUUAACAUCUUCCCUGAACUUGCUUAGUUCAUUUAGUUAAUUUUUUUAAUUAAAACUGUCAUAACUUAGGCCUGAGUUAUUAAGUCGGUAGGUGUUUCAAUUUUUAAAUUGAGUACGGUAACUUAUAUUUUUUUGAAUAAUCUUACCUUAUUUACCUAUUAUCGCACCCUAGCAGCUAAAGUAGGCUAGCAACAAAAAAAUACAAGCAUUAUUAAACAACAGGACAACAAGCACAGCAAGUUAUAGCCUAUAGCAAUGUUAAUGGACUAGCUAGGCCUAGUCUAUGUCCAAUUAUUAUUUAAUCAAUUGUAACCAAUAGGAAAUUACAUGGGAGAGGAAACAAGACAAAUAGUCCUAGCUAGCAUUCUAAAAGGACGCCUCUUCUAUAGGCUACUGAUUUGGCGCAAUAGCUAAGUUUAUCCGGCUCCUUCAGAUUGUCUAACAAGAAAAGUUGCUGUGUUGAUGUAACAGACAAAAGUACACCAUGAAUCAAGGAAAUUCUUUGAAAAGAAAAUCAAUCACAAAUAACAGCAAAAUGGUGUCUGCCCGCAAACGGAAAUCUUUACUACUGCAGCAUUCACUUUCACUUCACAUCCCAAUGGAAGACAUCAGCCAAUGUAGUGAAAUAAACUGUUUUGUAAACCUCCCAGAUCAAGUGUUUAGUCUGACCUACUUAACGGAAAAUGACACACUUAAUCCAGAAUCACUUAAUAUGUUAGAAGAUUUCAGGUAUGGGACCUGGCAUGUGUACUUAGUUGGUUUGCUGUAUAACUUCAGCUAUCAGCCUGCUCAAAGAACGGCUAUAGAGAAAGCUAUAAACAGUGGAUUGAGGAAAAAUUCACAAAACUCCAAAGUUCAGAUGACUUAUCACACCCAGGUCUCGCAAUGCCAAGGUUUGAGUCCGACAGAUAAUGACAGCGAAGCUUUGAAAAUUACUAUCAUCGGUGUAACUAGUAACAAGCAACGUCUGUUGUACGAGGGUUACUUGGUAUCAUGGUGUAGUACUAUCAAGGAGAGCCGUCCGUUUCUACCUGUUUUGCUUUGUAAAGGCAACGUUGCCUUUAGACAACAAGUGAAUAGUAUUCUCUCUCAGAAGUUUGAUGUUAUCAUCAGUAGACUGUCACUUACAGAGGAGGAGCUAAAGCAUCUAUCAACAUACUGCCUUAUAAUGCUGGAUCGGAAUGAGGACGCUGUAGUGACUUACAGCUAUAAACUACAAACUGGGGAUAACAUCAAACUGUCAAUGCCUGUUGAAGCCUUGUUCAGGUUGUGGAAAAAGAUUCAUCCGGAUGACAGUGUCGAAAUCAUGUUUGAUGAAGUGGAUCUCUUUCACGAAGCAUUAGACAAAUUCUAUGAGUCUACUUUUGGCAUAAAAAUUGGCAUGGCCAGUUUUCAAACGAUCUCAGUCCAAAAGUAUUUUUCUCUCUAUAGAAACUCUAAGAUGUGUUUUAAGACGACAAAAGUGAUUCAUGUUGUUUUCAAGUACUUGAACCAUCUUGCAAUCAAACGGCUAAGACUUCAGACGCUAAACAAUGUCUUUGAUGAAGGAUACAUGGGUGCAGACACCAGUGUUAUGUCUCAUUGAUAGUGGUGUUUUAGCGUUAGUGUAAAUAUGAGUUUGUACAUUUUAGAUUAGUAUUGUUAGUAUUGUAUUAAAGUUAUAUCCUAAUAAAUUAGAUCAAACUAGUAUCAAACACAAAAUAUGUACAAGGCUUUUUUUUUCUUUAUCUCAUUCACAUAACUUCACUUACGUUUGAUAUUUUAUAGGAAAAAGUAAACAAAGCAAUAGUAACUAUAAACAAAUAAAUAACUAUAAAAAUAUAAAAACUACAAAUAAACUAAAAUGCUCAUUAUGAAAUAUUAUGCCUAAGUCUAAUUUUUACCAACAAUGUGGAAAUGCUGCACUCGGCGGCCUACUGCCAUUGUAAAAACAGUAAUAGGUUAUAAACAUGUAAACAUUAAAUCUGUGCUUACACUUCAUAUGAAUUAGUGCCACUGCUGUCUCCGUAGGCCAGGGGCAUUGCCACGUUGGCCUCGUUGCAGCCUUCUAAUAGAUCUAUGACAAAACCCAAUUUGCCAAGUUCAGGUUUUGUUGAAUUAGGUUCUUAAUGUUUAUUAUCAAUGGUGAAAGGAUUAUUUACAAGUUUAUUUUGACUCCUUGACCAAAUAUCGUAAAAAUUGUUAUAUUUUUCAUAUACCUAUUAGUUAAUUAUAAAAUGGAAAUAAAAAGUUUAAACAUUGA